Molecule: messenger RNA, 1812 nt
Organism: Durusdinium trenchii
Lineage: Eukaryota; Dinophyceae; Suessiales; Symbiodiniaceae
Source: the annotation of a GenBank genome assembly
AUGGCCAUUUUGGCUCAAGAGCCACCGGUGUCAAGCGACAUGUACGAGUUCGAGAUCCUCCUGCUUGUCGUGUACUUGCUUGGCUUGAGCUCUGGUGUGCUCCUCAGUUGGGCUCUUCAUGGAGGGUCAGUGGCUCCUCCAGAUGGCAUUGCCGAUGCCAUCGGGACGAUGCGGCUGCCCAGGGAUCAAAAAUACUGGAGCCAGGAGGUGCAGAUCCCAGCCCAGAACUUCAUUGCUCGUGGCGGAGGUGGAAAGAAGAUGAACAGGACCGAUGCAGAGGAAUGGAAUAUUCUGGCGGAGGAGGACUACGAGAUGGCCAAACAGCUGUGCGAAGGAGAAAUUGACCAUGGGCAUUUUGCUCCAGCCUGCCGUGCAAUGUCGAUGGCAAGGAGAAGUGGUCAGUUUGGGACGGUGAGAGCGCUUAGAGAUGCAAAUAGACCAGAGGGCUAUGGUCACAAGGAUGCAGAGGAGUCAAAUGAGAUGGUGGAGAGAAUGGUGCUUCUGUGCAUGAUGUUGAGCAGGUGUCGAAUCCGUGCCGAAGCACCAAAGAAGCACGCUGAGGCAACUGCGUGCAAGGCAGGUGGGAAGAGGAUUGAGGUGAUCCUCCAACUGGAACUGCGAACGCCCCACAUUGGCUGUGGUGGAUUAGAUGACCCACGCAACGCAGACUGCGCUGAUGCGGUGCAAUGGGCCUAUGAGAAAGGCAUCAAGACGCAUCCAGGUUGGUACUUCAUUCCAUUAGGCAAGAUCAGCCAAAUUGGCCCCGCAGAUGCCAAACUCAAUGAUUUACAGUGCGGCCUGCCUCCCUGCGGAUGCAGCCGACCACCCUGUCACAUGUGUGAGGCACCAGAGGUGGCACCAAAGCUCUCGAAGGCCACUGACGAAUGCCAGCCAGCGGAUGGCGCCCGUGAUCCCAAGCGCGAGUUCGACAUCGUGCAGCUUCCGGACCAGAACAUGACCCAUUCGUGCUCCAAUUAUGUGGAUGAUGGACAGACGGUCUUCACAAGCAAUGGCCGGUUGGUCCUGAAAGUGGCUUCUGCAUGUCCAGAUGGCAGCUGUUUGAACUCAGGUAGAGUGAUGAGCAGGGAUGCCUUCACCUAUGGUGUCUUCACCUUCUCGGCCAAGGUGCCCAAGUGCAACGCUGUUUGGCCCGCUCUGUGGUUUCUGCCGCAGAGCUCCAAGGGCGAUGGGAAAUAUGGACCAUGGCCCUGCAGCGGCGAGAUCGAUUUGCUGGAGACCGUGAACGAUGACUCCCAUGGAGCCUUCAAUCUCGUGGCUGGCUUCGGCGCGGCUGCGGGGCGGUGCUAUGACCCCGCGGCGGUGAGCUGCAACGCUUGUGCUCCACCAAGCUAUUGCACUUCGACGACCUUGGCAGACGCUGAAGCCUCCCACGUGCUGGUGGAAGAUGUGGACUGCGCUGCUGGCCAGAAUUCUUGGAAGGAGCAUUUGUUCGUGCUGGUUUGGCAGCCGCAUGAGAUCUCUGCCUUCCUGGAUCCCAAGUUGUCCUUCAACUCGCAAGGUCAACUGGUCGCUAUCCAGGAGAAGAUCCGGCCAGGUGCCCCAACCUUCAAGACCUACCAGCGGGACACGACGCCAACGUGGAGUGCUGUGCAGGACUACAUGCAGAAGUGCUUUCCUGGCCCCCAUUCUCCCGAUGCACCCUUCGACAUUCCAAUGAAGAUUGUGCUGAAUAUUGCUGUUGGUGGAUACGGUGGAGCACCUUGCUACUGGGGAGAGAAGACCUGUGCGAGUAGCUGUGGUGGAGCGGUAGGUUCUGAGCUGAUCCUCUCGGACAUUAGCGUUUGGCAGUGA